ACAUAUUUCCUUGCCUUGUCUCGAACAGCACACACCCGCUCUCCUAACGCAUCUCAGCACCAUGAUGAAGACCUUGUUCGUGACCCUCGCCGUCGCCGCCGCCGUCUGCCAGGCCGCCCUCCCCUCGAAGCCCCAGCAGGAGUCUCCCCGCUUCGGCUACCUAUCCCUCGGCAGCGGCGACGGGGCCUUCCUCGCCUUCAACCAGACGUCCGUCGCCCAGGGCCUCGUCUUCAGCGUCCUGGCCCUCGUCGUGGCCUUCGUCGCCCUGCCCCUGCUCGGCCUCGACCUCUCGACGGUCUUCGGCAAGGAGGAGUCCUACGCCCCCUACGACUACUCCCACGACGCCCACCAGGCCUACGCCACGCCCUAUGAUUCGUCCUAUGCUAAGAGGUCUCUUGAUAUUCUGUCUCCCGUGAUCUCUGCUCUGGCUGCUGCUUACAAGAAAUACCAGCAGUAAGUUAAUUAAGCUUUGUGCCAUAAUGAAGACUUAAUUUAAUUAAUUAUGAUAAUUUUUCUAUUGAUGAUUUUAUUGUUAUUA
Penaeus vannamei (Pacific white shrimp) is the source of this 538-nucleotide messenger RNA. RefSeq lists its product as uncharacterized. The record is from RefSeq and is a predicted model, not a curated record. Lineage: Eukaryota; Metazoa; Arthropoda; Malacostraca; Decapoda; Penaeidae.